Suillus subaureus is the source of this 727-nucleotide messenger RNA. RefSeq lists its product as uncharacterized. The transcript has a single exon. The annotation marks the transcript as partial. Lineage: Eukaryota; Fungi; Basidiomycota; Agaricomycetes; Boletales; Suillaceae. The record is from RefSeq and is a predicted model, not a curated record.
CUCACUCAUCAACCUCAUGGCGGGCAAAGAGAUAGCGAACAUAUCUCCUACCAUGGAACGCUGUACAAUGCAUUGGCAAGAAUACAACAUCGAUUUCGGCGGAGACUCAUACAAGGUUUUUGGUACCGUCGGACUCGAGGAACCGCAGCUGGGAAUAAAAGAGUACCUCGAGUCUGUCAAGAACGCCUAUCGACUUAUCAAGGAAUUGUAUAGAAGAGGCGGCAUUGAUCUGCUUCUAUUUUGCGUUCGCGCCGGCAGAGUCACUGCCACGCUUCAGAGCAACUACCGACUCUUUUACGAAUUCCUUUGCGAGAAGAAGGUCCCAAUUGUACUUGCGAUCACGAACCUCGAAAGAGAGUUGAGGAUGGAGGACUUUUGGGAGAGAAACCACAGCACCUUCGACAAAUACCAGAUCCAGGUCGCUGGUCAUGCGUGUAUCACCGUCGCCAAUAGAUUGGACGGCAGACACAAACACCUUUAUGAAGAAUCGCGCAUCACGAUCCGCAAUCUUGUUAGGAAUUUACUGCUGACGGACAGAAGCAAGCAUGGAUUGGAGGGGAUAAUCUGUUUGCGUCGUUGUUGCGCAAGCUGAAGGAGUUUCUCACAGGGGGUUCGAAUGUGAGAAGGAAGGAUCUUGUCCCUCAUCUCACAAAGUGUUGUGGUAUAUCUCCAGACGCUUGCAAAUCAGUUGGCUAAAAUGAUCAAGCAGGACGUAGAUUCAUGACUU